This is a messenger RNA of Sphaeramia orbicularis (orbiculate cardinalfish), 2154 nucleotides long. RefSeq names its product cell death-inducing p53 target 1 (gene cdip1). NCBI's taxonomy places the organism in Eukaryota, Metazoa, Chordata, Actinopteri, Kurtiformes, Apogonidae. Gene Ontology annotation, biological process: intrinsic apoptotic signaling pathway in response to DNA damage by p53 class mediator. The transcript has 6 exons. Gene Ontology annotation, cellular component: cytoplasmic side of late endosome membrane; nucleus; cytoplasmic side of lysosomal membrane. Gene Ontology annotation, molecular function: zinc ion binding. Bases 258 to 869 code for a protein of 203 amino acids. The record is from RefSeq and is a predicted model, not a curated record.
AAAUGAUCGUUGUGACGUCAUGGUAAAUCCGUCUCAGCGGAUGUUGAUUCCCGUCAGGAGGGUCGGACUGUUAACGUCAAACAUUUCAGUCACACCGCGGGCAGCUGCGUUUCCCCAAACCCAGGUUGUGGCACGGUUGCUCUUUUCUGUAAGGGGAUUUUUGCCUUUGCCCAGUACAACCAGUGUGACAGUCCAAAGAAGAGUUGUGAGUGGAGCUCCGUGUCCAACCCCUUUCCCUGUACAGACAUCCGGCCAGUAUGUCCAGUGAUCCUCCUCCUCCGUACCCCGGAGGCCCCAGUGCUCCGCUCAUUGAGGAGAAGAAUGGGCAGCCAGUAAUCAGAAGUGCUCCUCAAGGACAGCCCCAGCCUCCAGACUACGGUCCUCCGCCAUAUGAGGCCCCACAUCCAGGCUUCCUCCCCCCACAUGUCCCUGGAGAAGGGCCCAUGCCUAUGCCUAUGCCUAUGCCAAUGCCACCACAAGGUGGUCAUUACCCACCUCCACCCGGGCACUUUCCUCACCCCAUGCCUGGACAGAUGGGUCCUGGUCCCAGUCACUUUGUCAACAUGGGGGGCCACACAGCGACUGUGUUGGCUCCUCCAGGAGCAGCCACCACUGUGACAGUACUGCAGGGGGAAAUGUUCCAGACCACGCCAGUGCAGACUGUGUGUCCACACUGUCAGCAGGCCAUCGUCACCCGCAUCUCCCACGAUGUCGGCCUCAUGAACACACUCUUCUGCCUCUUCUGCUUCUUUGUAGGGUGUGAUCUUGGCUGCUGCUUGAUCCCCUGCCUGAUUGAUGACCUCAAGGAUGUGACACACACCUGCCCUUACUGUAAGGGCUACAUUUACACAUAUAAGCGUAUAUGCUAACCACCGACAGCUGUUUGCUACAGAGACAUGUACACAAAUUCACAGCUCCUCCUGCUGGUAGUGACAGCCCCCCCCCUUCCAUUUUUGCAAAGUGUUGUGUAACCCUCUUCCAUUGUAACUGCAGUUUUUCUCAUUUGUUCACAUAUUUACUGUAUAUAGGCCUCUUUAACUUAAAGCAUACUGCUUUCAUGUACAAAGAUGCAUUUGUCUCAUGGAGCAACAGAAGAAUAAAGGCGCUUAAACAUCCACAGAGGCAGCAGGCACGCCUGUAUGUAAAAACAGGAGAAAGGUUCGUAAUGUUACGCAUGUAAGUGGCAAAAAAAAAAUCCUACUGAUAAACAGUCAGCCUCAUUUAGGAAAAGCUGUGAAAACAGUCACUUUAUUUAUUUGGAUUCAUCUGAGUCUAGCCUCUGCAGGUGUAUUGAAGUAAAAUAUGAUCAUCCUGUGUAUUUGUUUUAUUUAUGUUAUAUUCACUGUUUAACAUGAUAAUACUGUAUUAAGAACUGUGAACAUUUCAGUCCAUGUUUGUUAAUUUUAUUCUAAUGGACCUAAUGUUUCCUUAUUUCACCAUCCCUUAUUGAAUGUGAGUUAACUAAUCAUUUCAUCUUGUUGAACUAAUGCAUAUGCUCGUUUUGGGAAUGCCCAAGGCUGAUAUUACCUGCGAUAUUACGGUAUUAAUAGAAUUUUCUGGGCUCUAGUGAGUGGUCACAAAAUGUUCAGUGAUUUGUAAAUGAGCUGUUCAGUGCCCGCUCUUCAGGAUGUAUCUAAUUUUUGAUAAUAAAGCAGAUAUGUGCACUUUAAUUUAGAAAUUUGCAUUUAACCCUCUAAUGCAUUUAUAUGAAGGAAAAAAUACUUAUGCUAAUCAAGGGUUCUCAGUUUUUUGAUUUACAUGGUCCUCAGAUUAGCAAAGACCUGACCUUGAGGUUUUUAUGUUGAUUUGUUGUUUGCUAAUUGAUGAACGUCGAGUUAAAACCAACAUUUAUGCACUCCUGAGUUUAGUAAAAUAGGAGCUAGCAGACUGAGGAUUUAGUUUUUCUAACAGAAAAAAAAACUGCAUGUCAUCUCAGUGUGUCCAAUUCAGGUCUUGUUUCUGACGUACCAGGUCACAAUAGAUCAUCCUCUCACUGGUACGGCUGAUUUAUUCUUGAUGCCACAAUAAUCAUAGAAAAGUGUGUAAGUGGCACUGUCAUCACCAAGCCUCCUAAUAUGGUAUCAGCCCUUUAAGAUGACCUGCGCUGCUCAGAUGCAUGUUAGAUGACAAAUACAAAUGUCUUAGACUAAUACU